CAGCGCGCGCCGUUUCCUGAGUCGUCCCCUCGCGUGCGCCCCGCCCCAUUCUCCCGGAGGCAGCAUCCUCGGCUGUAGCGGCAGCCCCAGCAGCGACAGGAGCCCCAGCCCUCCCCUGACCCGGCAGCAGGUGCUUCACCAGCCGGCUCCACCCGCCGUCCUCCCCCUUUCCAAGCACCCAUCUCACCUUCCUUCUUUUGGCCAAGGUCCUCAGCCCCUUCAACCCUCACCCGCGCCCCAGCCUCUCCAGUCCCCUCCAAAUGCAGGCUGCUGUCACCCUCCCCGAGGACAUCCGUUGGCUCUUGGAAGAUGUGGAAGAAUACCUGGUAGAAGGUUUGCAGAAUGAGAAUCUUAGUACCAGUGCAUGGGAGAGCAGAGAUGCAAUUUUACGGGGCUUCCAGCAGAUCAAAGCCAGAUACCACUUGGAUUUCCAGCCACGAGGAGGUGAUGAACUUGAAAAUUACUUUGGGCAAGACAGCUCUGAAGACUAUCCCAGUGGGACCCAUGGGCCUAGCUUAGUUUCAGAUGCAUCUUUUAUGUCAGAUUAUCAAGAUGAAGCAGAAAUGGGAGACAUCAUUACAAAAGGGGCCCAGGAACUGGAAGACAUUAUAAAGCAGGGAUACUUGGAGAAGAAAUGCAGAGAUCAUGGUUUCUUUGGCUCCGAGUGGCAGAAGCGAUGGUGUGUUGUCAGUAAAGGGAUCUUCUACUACUACUCUAAUGAGAAAAGUAAGCAGCCCAAAGGGACCCUUUUCAUCAAGGACUACAACGUACAGAUGGCCCCCUACCUGCGACGAGACUCCAAGAGGGAGUCCUGCUUUGAGCUGACCUCGCCGGACAGACGCGGCUAUGAGUUUACAGCUAUUAAUCCAGCUGAAGCCAAAGACUGGGUGGACCAAAUAAGUUUCUUGCUGAAGGAUUUAAAUUCCUUCACCAUCCCUUAUGAAGAAGAGGAAGAGGAGACGUAUGAUGAUAUUGAGGGCUUUGACUCCUCAAAUCCCAAACAACACAGCAAACCUGUUCUCUUUCCUGGAAAUGUGGGAGAGAAAGAUACUGAGGUGGAGGAGGACCAGGAGAAGGAACAAGAAGAGGAAGAAGAUAUAUAUGAAGUCCUGCCAGAUGAAGAGCUUGCUCUGGCCGAAGACAGCAGUGGAAGUCAGCCAAAAAGAGAAAACUAUGCUAAUUAUUACCAGGGGCUAUGGGACUGUAAUAGUGACCAUCCAGAUGAGCUGACUUUCCAGCGAGGUGAUAUCAUCCGAAUCCUGAGCAAGGAGUAUAACAUGUAUGGCUGGUGGGUCGGAGAACUGAAUAACUUCAUCGGGAUUGUUCCAAAGGAUUAUCUCACAGCUGCCUUUGAACUGGAAUAAAGAUGAAGCCUGCCAGCACCUGGCACCUCCAGACAAGCAGUGAGGGUGGAAGCAGCAUCAAGUAAAUUAUACCUAAGCAGGUAUAUGCAGAGACCUGGGAGAAGAGCUGGAGGGCCAAGCUUUUAGGAAGACACCCUCUCACCAGUGGUUAACCUGCGCAAUGCAUUCCCCUGCCCGAUGAGAAAGGGCUGCUGGGCACAGCUCUCAGUCAUUAUUUCCACGCUGAUAAAUUCAUGAUUUAUUAAAGUAACUUAGCACCA
Messenger RNA from Antechinus flavipes (yellow-footed antechinus), 1624 nucleotides. It is a transcript of the gene SKAP1, whose product is annotated as src kinase associated phosphoprotein 1. Gene Ontology annotation, cellular component: plasma membrane; cytoplasm. The record is from RefSeq and is a predicted model, not a curated record. The coding region runs from base 261 to 1364 and encodes 367 amino acids. Lineage: Eukaryota; Metazoa; Chordata; Mammalia; Dasyuromorphia; Dasyuridae. The transcript has 13 exons. Gene Ontology annotation, molecular function: protein binding.